CGUGAACUAUAUAGACAAAAAAAAGCUAAUGAAACUGAAGAGCAAAGAGCCUAUGAAAGAAAUAGAAAUAUGUCUAACAAGCAAAGAAUACGUACUCUAACAAAUUCUCUAAAAAUACUUAAAAAUUCAGAAAAUUUAGAAAAUAUUUCAA
Molecule: messenger RNA, 151 nt
Organism: Dentiscutata heterogama
Lineage: Eukaryota; Fungi; Glomeromycota; Glomeromycetes; Diversisporales; Gigasporaceae
Source: the annotation of a GenBank genome assembly